CACUGCUCAGUUGUUCGCCGGCAUUCGAACGCAUCAGUUAGUCUAAGGGGAGAUUCGCCAUUUCGUCUUGGCUCGACACAGACGGUACCGAGUGGAUUCUCGUCCCUGUGCAGUGAAAAGUUUCCCUAGGUCGCUAUCACCUGUUGACGAUAGUCGUUGGCAAGGACGACGUCUAUGAAUAGAGCCUCCAGGAUCAAGUGAAAUUUCCCUUUGCGUGUCAGAAUCGCAUUUACAUGAAUUUUUAAUUUUUCUGAUAUUUUCCGGUGUUUUUUGUUCGUUCGUGUGCAGUAAUAUAACAGUUGAAUGAAUUAGUAUAAAAGCUACAUCAGAUAUUCCUGAGAGUCAACGGUAGUGAUUUGACUUUUUUGGGAAGCAGUGAAAAGGCGUCGAGGGCCUUCUCGAUCCCUUUCGCUAGGUCGCAGAGAAGUGGGAAUAGAAAAGAAAUUUUUAGUCAGAUGUCAUCCGUGAAUCAAGUGCUUCUGAGAGAAUAAUUCGAGUGUGCCGGGGUGAAAAGUGUUUGGCGUUUUGAAAAGAUUUCGUGGAAACGUGCCGCGCUGAACUGCGACUCCAAUUACUUCAGUGCGGAUCACAGGAAUACCGCAUCUAAUUUGAGUGCAGAUUGCAACCUUUGCAAGGAAAUACUCUCCCGAACCCGAGGCAAACAUAUCCAUGCCAGGUUGAGGCUGAUUUGUUAUUAUGGACUGCGAUGUCUGAACGACCUUCGCGUUGGCACAUAUUCGCCCCCAGAAUUUUUUGGAAGUGCUUAUUUUGUAAGCUGAUGGCGUAAAACCGCAAAAUAUUCGAUUUUUUCCAUGCAACCAUGAUUUUUUUCGGCUUGUAAUCGAUUAUGCUUCUUACUAUUGUUUUAAUUGAAACACAGUUCGAUCGGAUUAGUUUUCGGUAGGUUCGGUAAACCUGAUACGAGUUGUUGAUUUUACUUUAUUACUCUGAUUUUUCAAAGUGAUUUUUGCAAUUUCACGGAAUAAGUGAUAAAAAAAUUACAAAUUUGUGUCCCGAAAUUAUUAUGUUCAGUGAUUUAAGAAGUGAGUUUUGAAUUUUCGAUAAAAAAUUAUUGUCCUUCCUUCAUAUUGUAUGGAUUAUUGUGCAGCUGAAACCUACGUUGUCAGACUAACUGAAUAUUUAUUAAGACAGAACGUCCAUAAUUCAUCCGGAGAGAGAGUGUAAUCUAACACAGCGGGCGUGUUUAGUUGGUUGUGCAAUGGUAUCUGUGCGAUUUCCAUUAAUGAUUGGCAGUUGUUAAGCCCAGGAAUUGCGGCCACGGGCAUGUGUUCCAAUUGAGAUUCACGAAUGUCGUCUAUGGGCCCUUCAUGGCUUUCUGGAUCCGUUUGAUAAUCUGGAUUUGAACAACCAAAUUAAACGAAAUGACAUCAGCGAGGAAUCGCGCAAGUAUGCCGGACGUUAAUUAAGCGAGCCGGGAGGAAGCAAGCAAAUGAACAACGAAAACGAGGAACAUCCAGUUCAGAAAUAGCCUCACAGAAGCAACAAGACUGACUGGACAUAAUUGAAGAGUACACAGAAGUACAGAAACUUCAUCUUGAAGAUAGACACCAACGAACUACAACGGACGUCCACAAGCAACAUUGUUAAUUGCUCGAUUCAUCCGAUUUAUAUAUUUAAAAUUAUAUAUGACAUCUUCACGAGUAAUUAGAGUACCAACAACCUUUAUGGGAAUUUGGUCAGCUGGUUGAUAUAUAGCAAAGAUUUCCCAGCAUCAGUCCAAACGACAAAAACAAAACGAACUCCACGUAGCCAUUUUUUAAUUAAUUCAACUUGGUUGAUAUCAAAUUAUCUAAUCAUUACAAUAGCGUACACGCAUAAUCAACAAAAUCACGCAUCAUUAAUUUUUACUAUUUAAGUUUUAAUUUAAUCACGUUUCGGUGUAAGAAGCAAACGAAAAUCUAUCAAAAAUGCCAAAAAGUAGAGUCAUACUUAAAAUUCUAUUCUCGCUGAGUGUAUGGUCCUUUGUAAUGAUUGGACUUUUCAAAUUACACGGCAACAAUGUGAUACUGCAGGAGCAUGUACCGGUUCCGAUUAGUGGACGCCUUCUACUGCAAAAGGAUAAUAAAUACAUGGAUCCAACAUCUACAACAACCGAUCGAAAUGUUCCCGCUGAUGUUUUGGUUGACAAUCGUACAGUCAUGGAUGACGAACAGCUAGUCCGCGAUGUGGAAUCACGUCUGCCAUCCUUACCAAUAGCCUACUGGAGUAAAAACAAGAAUUUCCUGCAACAGAAGUCAUCAACAUGUGCCAAGUAUCCAUCGAUAUUCGAAUUAGAAUUUAACAAUAUCUACUGGCAAACAAUGCGAACAUCAAACGGAACCUUCCAGCUCUUUGGCGCCUAUUACGACAUCCGCAAGCACUCCCGGAUCGGUCCAACAGUUCGAAUUCUUGGUAUGAUUAAUCGAAUCGAGCCCAAAGUGAAAACCUUCUGUCAAUUCUGGUUUGACGGACAGAAGGAACCAUUCAUAGUAAAAACAUUCGAAUAUAAGUACAUUUGGUAUAAUAAGUGGGGAAACUAUAAGCAAGGUAUCUAUCAACCAUAUCUGAUAGCAUGUCAAAUACCAAAGCCUUUCCAUCACGUCGUUCCUUCGUCUGUGUCUAUGGUGGAGAAGGAGUGUGACACAGCCACAAAUAACUUGAGGGUUAUUUACAAUCGACCACAAGACGAUCAAAAGAAAGGAUUUGCUGUUUGUGUGAAAGGCCUAGACUUUUUGUAUGAUGAUCUUUCUGUAAGGUUAGUAGAGUGGAUCGAACUAUUGAAUAUCCUUGGCGCAGAAAAGAUUUACUUCUACGAGCUCCAAGUUCAUCCUAAUAUCUCCAAGGUAUUGAGGCAUUAUGAGCAGAUGGGGAAGGUUCAAGUCACUCCUCUAACCUUACCUGGUGGGCAACCUAACGUACCAGGUUUCCAGCAUCUGUACCUUACGAAAAAGACAAAUCACAAAAGACAGAAUGAGGUCAUACCGUACAAUGAUUGCCUUUACAAAAAUUUAUAUCUUUAUGAUUAUAUUGCCUUGUUGGAUAUCGAUGAGGUGAUCAUGCCUAAGCAUGAUGAUAUGACCUGGGGAGAUCUCAUGAAAAGAAUCAUCCCCAAGGCGGAAAAAAUCAAACCUGAAGGAUAUCCCAGCUACAACGUUCGAAACGUCUACUUCCUAGACGAUCAUAAACACGAUCACGGUUGGUACAAAGAAGUUCCUAAAUAUAUGCAUAUGCUCCAACAUGUCUAUCGAUCACAAAACUACACGAAACCCAAUCAAUAUGUAAAAUGUUUCCACAACCCCGAGCGCGUCCUUACUUUGCACAAUCACUUCCCACUCGCUUGUCUCGGUGGCGUGUGUAAAUCCUACCCCAUUGACACUGAAGACGCUCAACUUCAGCACUAUCGUGCCGACUGUGUGAAAACUCUGAAGAAAUCCUGCGAAGAAUACCGCGAGCAUAGUAUCGAGGAUCGGACGAUCUGGAAGUAUAAGGACGAACUAGUCAAACGAUCAAUGAAAACGCUAGACACGCUCGGCUUCUUCAAGAGGUCCUCGGUAACUGGACCCAAUGCCAGCGGUAGCGAUGGUCGGGGUAGCGCCGGGCUAACGGAACGGUGAUUUCUACUCAAUUGGUGGAAUGAUGGUGGACAGUUUAUGGAUGAGUUUUUGUGACUGAGUAUUUUUAUGAAUUCUUUUUUAAUUAUUUAAUUAUACUUAAAAAUGGUUAGAUGCAAAUGAUAAGUGCAGAAUAAUCAUAAAUUAGGAUUUAAAAAGAUGGAUCUGAUCCGGCAAUUGUGUAUAGUUUUGAUCCUGUGAUCCUCCCACAUAUUGUAAAAAACUGGGUGCGGUUUAAGUUUAGUUCAUCUUAUCGAGGGAUUUCAUGUUACAAAAGACCUAAGCAUUGUAGAAAACACAACACAUGUAAAUGCGUAAUGUGCAAAGAUAUACAAAGUAUUUAAUUUCAUUGUAAACAAUUUAUCAAAUCAUAUACUUAGAAUCUAUUUUUUCGUGUCAUUUGUUAAGUUUAGAUGAGAAGCGAUAGUUUCCCGUGAUAGGAAGAAAUGGAUAUCUUAUAAACGCUGAGUAAUUUCUAUCCCAAUUUUGUUCAAACUAGUCUCAAUCUCAUACGGUUGAGAUGUUCACUAUCAUUAUAUUCUGUAAUUUCGAACUAGGUACGGUUUGGGAGGAAACGAAGCGGAAACAAUUGAAAAAAUGUUUUUUUAGAUGACUGUGAAUAUAGUUAUUAAUUGAGAUAAAAUACUAGCCUUAAGGUUUUGUAUAUUACAGAUUUAUUUUUAUUUUAUGAAAUAGACUUGCCAGUAGGAACUUUAUCAAAAAUUUAAA
Molecule: messenger RNA, 4340 nt
Organism: Hermetia illucens (black soldier fly)
Lineage: Eukaryota; Metazoa; Arthropoda; Insecta; Diptera; Stratiomyidae
Exons: 10
Coding region: 1929-3614 (561 amino acids)
Source: RefSeq, a predicted model, not a curated record